Messenger RNA from Rotaria sp. Silwood1, 489 nucleotides. NCBI's taxonomy places the organism in Eukaryota, Metazoa, Rotifera, Eurotatoria, Philodinida, Philodinidae. The record is from the annotation of a GenBank genome assembly.
AUGGCGGCGAUGCCUGCGAAGGCUGGUAUGUUGAUUGCUUUUGCUUGCGCUCCUGGUACAAUAGCCGCCGAUACAGCACCGAACGGACGCAAUGGAAUGUUUACGUAUCAUCUACUGCAAAACAUCACUCGACCAGGAGAGGAUAUUACUUUGAUGCUUAUAGAUGUGACCAAUGGAGUGUUCAAUGAUACAAAAGGAAAGCAAAUACCUUACACAACAUCCGCUUUGAGGCAACGAGGCAUUUGCUUGGCACCACUCGAGAAAAAGCCAACGCAAACAACUGAAGCAUCAGCAAGAAGUUCACAAUCGAUGUUCAUUCCAGCACGACAAUGUGACCAAGCUGCAGCUGGUCCGGCUGCUGUACCAAAAAAUGUAAUGACACAGAAUCAACAACUUUAUCCACCACCGCAAUAUCAACAACAGUAUCAACCACCACCACCACCAUCACCAAAACAUCAGGCUGCAUCAACUUCAGGUAAAUUUCAGUGA